CGGCGACAUCGACCAACUCGAUCUUCCACUCUCGGUCGACGUGGUGCGAGAGCGGCUGGAAUUCCUUGCAAGCAUUGGGCUAGAGAAGGCGCACAUCUUGAGUGAUCGACUACCUCGACAAGCUGGGAUUUACUCCGGAGGAGCUUCCGGCGUUGCUGACGCAGUUUCCGAUGAUCCUCUACUCCAGCAUCGCGAUAGAUUUGACGCCGAUCGUGGACUACUUGCUAGGCUAUGGGAUCUCUCUGGAAAAUAUUCCAAAGGUUCUACUACGCUACCCGGAUGUUCUUGGUUUCAAGCGAGAAGGGACCAUGAGCACAUCGGUGGCAUACCUGGUGAGCAUUGGAGUAAACAGUCGACAGAUUGGGCCGAUGCUUACGCGGUUCCCGGAACUUCUUGGCAUGAGAGUCGGGAACAACAUAAAGAGGAAGGUGGAUUUCUACCGUGGUCUGGGGUUUACAAAGGAGGAGAUAGCGAGGUUGCUAGAGAAGCAUCCUUACGUACUGGGUUUUGAUCUGGAGGAAAAUGUGAAACCAAAGGUGGAGUGUCUACUACAGGCAGGGAUCCAAGAGAAAGAGCUGCCAUCGUUUAUAGCUCGAUUCCCGGACGUGUUUGAGCUCGACUUGAGGGCUGAGCUCGCAGAGAAGACGGCCUGGUUGACGAAUGAAAUCUUCUUGCGACCGUCAGACGUUCCUCGAGUGUUUGAGAGGCUGCCUCAGAUGCUUGUGAUCAACGAAAAGAUGGCCGGGGAAAAGGUGAAGUUUCUGCAAGGAGCAGGAAUCAGCGCUGGUGACAUAGCAAAGAUGGUUGUCGAUUGUCCACAGAUUUUGGCGGUCAAGCUGGAGGAAACGUUGAAGCCGAACCUGGCUUUUUUCCAGCAGAAGAUGAGAAAGCCAUUAUCAGAGCUGCUGGCAUUUCCCGUCUACUUGACUUACGACCUUGCACGGAGGAUAAAGCCCCGGUACCGGAUGGUAGAGAGGAAGAAGAUCAAUUGCAGCCUUGCCUGGUUCCUGGCUUGCAGUGACGACAAGUUUAAGCGGAGGAUGAGUGUCCAGUUUAUGGAAGCUCCUCCUCAGGCUCAUACGGGCAGUGCAGUUUUCGACGAAGAGGAUGACGACGACGAUUCUGAGAUGGUUGAGGACACAGGUGAUAUAGGUGACGGCGAUGGCUAUGACAGUAGUGGAAGUGAAGGAGGAGAACAGGCUGGUCAAGCAUCUGUCCAGCGCAAGGAUUCAACAAGUCAACAGGCAAGCUCAAGGGCGAGUUAAUCUUGAAUUCCGCCAUUAAGGGUACGCACACGCUGCUAGCUACACAUCAACGACCGGUCCUCCCGUUCCGUUUCAAUAGCUGGGGACACCAGGUGGCGAGAUCUUCAAGAUGGCACUCGCUCUUUUGGGAAUUCUGGCUCUGGUCAUCUCCAUAGCAGCGUCGGCAACAUGGUCGGCUAUCACUCGGAAGUCGGGCAUAGAUCCAGUGGCGUCGCACUGGCCUCCAACUCCAAAGAUGGAAGGGGUGUUCGCGACAAACACACUGCUCCAGGAAUUGGAUGAGCUUGGUGUGGGAGAGCUUCCUGGUCCCGAAGAUAUUGCUGUGGACGAUAACGGCGUGCUCUAUACCGGCUGCGCUGACGGAUGGAUCAAGAGGAUUUUUCCCGAGACUGGUGAGGUCCAGAAUUGGGUACAGGUCGGAGGCCAUCCGCUUGGACUUGCGUGGGGACAUCAUGGAAAUUUGCUUGUCUGCGAACCAACCCGGGGACUGCUGAAUGUUACUGCUGAUAAGGCUCUUGAAGUUCUCUCCAAUGAAGCCGACGGUGUCAAAUACAAGCUAACUGACGGACUGGACGUUGCAAAAGAUGGCUCCAUAUACUUCACGGAUGCAACGCACAAGUUUGGCAUGAACACCUCUGACUUAGAUAUUCUUCAGGGUCGCCCGAACGGCAGACUUUUGAAAUAUGAUCCCUCAACUCGCACCACAACAGUCCUGCGC
Selaginella moellendorffii is the source of this 1983-nucleotide messenger RNA. RefSeq names its product transcription termination factor MTERF4, chloroplastic. NCBI's taxonomy places the organism in Eukaryota, Viridiplantae, Streptophyta, Lycopodiopsida, Selaginellales, Selaginellaceae. The record is from RefSeq and is a predicted model, not a curated record. The transcript has 6 exons. Gene Ontology annotation, molecular function: strictosidine synthase activity; double-stranded DNA binding. Gene Ontology annotation, biological process: regulation of DNA-templated transcription; biosynthetic process. The coding region runs from base 171 to 1265 and encodes 364 amino acids.